CCGGGGCCGCGCCUGGCGGAGAUGGCGGCCGUGCUGCAGCAGCUCCUCGACCGGGCCGAGCUGGCCAAGCUGGCCAAGCCCGUGCAGGCCAAGCUGGAGAAGUUCCUGGCCGACCAGCAGAGCGAGAUCGACGGGCUCAAGGGCCGGCACGAGAAGUUCAAGGUCGACAGCGAGCAACAAUAUUUUGAAGUGGAGAAGAGGCUGGCCCAGUGUCAGGAACGACUCGUAAAUGAAACCCGUGAAUGCCAGAAUUUGCGGCUGGAGCUGGACAAGCUAAAUGCGAAUGUGAAGACGUUGACUGAGAAAAACCAGGAACUCGAGAGUGCUCAGGAUCGUCAUGUUUCUGUUCAGAACCAACUUACAAGAGCAAAGGAAGAACUGGAAGCUGAGAAAAGGGAUUUGAUUAGAACUACCGAGAGACGCUGUCAAGAAAUCGAAUACUUAACUGAGGACGUUAAACGCCUGAAUGAGAAACUUAAAGAAAGUAGCUCAUCAAAGGUAGAGCUCCAGUUAAAGCUGGAUGAGCUGCAAGCUUCCGAUGUCUCGAUAAAGUUUCGAGAGAAGCGCCUGGAACAAGAGAAGGAGUUACUACAGAAUCAGAAUACGUGGCUGAGUACUGAACUGAAAUCAAAAACUGAUGAACUCUUGGCCAUUGGCAGAGAAAAAGGAAAUGAAAUCCUGGAACUUAAAUGUAAUAUGGAGAACAAGAAAGAGGAGGUUUCCAGGAUGGAGGAGCAGGUGAAUGGCUUGAAAACAUCAAAUGAACAUCUACAGAAACAUGUGGAAGAGCUUUUGACUAAAUUGAAAGAGGCCAAAGAACAGCAAGCCAGCAUGGAAGAAAGAUUCCAAAAUGAACUAAAUGCUCACAUUAAGCUCUCCAACUUGUACAAGAGUGCUGCCGAUGAUUCAGAGUCAAAGAGCAAUGAGCUGACGCGAGCAGUGGAUGAGCUUCACAGACUUCUGAAAGAUGCUGGAGAAGCUAAUAAAGCAACCCAGGAUCAUUUGAUGGAAGUAGAAGAAUCUAAAAUGGAAAUGGAAAAAGAAAUGCGAGAGAAAACGGUCAAGUUAGAGAAAGAGCUAGAGAAUGCCAAUGACUUGCUUUCUGCUACAAAACGUAAAGGUGCGAUCCUUUCCGAAGAAGAGCUUGCGGCCAUGUCUCCUACUGCAGCAGCUGUAGCUAAAAUUGUCAAACCGGGAAUGAAGCUCACUGAGUUAUAUAAUGCAUAUGUAGAAACCCAGGAUCAGCUGCUGCUGGAAAAGCUAGAGAACAAGCGAAUUAAUAAAUAUCUAGAUGAAAUCGUUAAGGAAGUAGAAGCCAAAGCCCCGAUUUUGAAACGCCAACGUGAGGAGUACGAACGUGCCCAAAAGGCCGUGGCAAGUUUAUCUGCUAAGCUUGAGCAGGCAAUGAAGGAAAUUCAACGUUUGCAAGAAGAUACCGAUAAAGCCAACAAACAGUCAGCUGUGCUUGAAAGAGACAACCAAAGGAUGGGAGUACAAGUAAAAGAUCUUUCACAACAGAUAAGAGUGCUGUUAAUGGAGCUCGAAGAAGCGAGAGGCAAUCACGUAAUUCGAGAUGAAGAAGUGAGCUCUGCUGAUAUCAGCAGUUCAUCUGAAGUAAUAUCACAGUAUCUAGUUUCCUACAGAAAUAUCGAAGAACUUCAGCAACAGAAUCAGCGCCUUUUGGUAGCACUCCGAGAACUAGGGGAGACUAGAGAGAGAGAAGAACAAGAGACGACCUCUUCCAAGAUUACCGAGCUACAGAUCCAACUUGAGAGUUCGCUAACCGAAUUGGAACAACUGCGUGAGUCACGGCAUCAUCAGAUGCAGCUUGUGGAUUCGAUAGUCCGCCAGCGUGAUAUGUACCGGAUUUUAUUGUCCCAGACCACGGGAGUCGUCAUUCCACUACAAGCUUCAAACUUGGAGGAGAUUUCUUUGACGUCGACACCCAAACGUUCUUCAGCAGCGCCUCAGGCCAUCUCAACUCCAGCUCCAGGGUCUUUGAACGAGUCAGCCGAGGCCGUGGAAGCGAAGGCAGCACUCAAACAGCUGCAGGAAAUGUUUGAGAACUACAAGAAAGAAAAGGCAGAAAACGACAAAAUACAAAAUGAACAGCAUGAGAAACUUCAAGAACAAGUUACAGAUUUGCGGUCUCAGAACACCAAAAUAUCCACACAGCUCGAUUUUGCUUCUAAGCGAUACGAAAUGCUACAGGACAAUGUCGAGGGCUAUCGUCGGGAAAUAACGUCCUUACAAGAGAGGAACCAAAAGCUUACCGCAACAACUCAGAAGCAGGAACAGAUCAUCAAUUCGAUGACCCAAGACUUGAGAGGAGCAAAUGAAAAGUUAGCUGUAGCAGAGGUGAGAACAGAAAGCCUGAAGAAAGAAAAGGAAAUGCUGAAAUUAUCAGAAGUCCGUCUGUCUCAGCAGCGAGAGUCUUUGUUAGCAGAACAAAGGGGACAAAAUCUACUACUUACUAAUCUGCAGACAAUUCAGGGCAUCCUGGAGAGAGCGGAGACUGAAAGCAAGCAACGGUAUAAUAACCAGAUUGAUAAACUGGAGCGGGAGAUAUCCCAGUUAAAGAAAAAGUUGGAAAGUGAAGUAGAGCAAAGACAUACUCUUACCAGGAAUCAAGAUGUUCAUCUUUUAGACACAAAGCGACAGCUCGAGACGGAAAUGAGCCUCCAUUCAAAUACAAAAGAGCUAUUAAAAAAUUCGCAAAAAGAAAUUACUACGUUGAAACAGCAGCUUCAUAAUAUCGAAGCUCAGCUUGCCGCCCAGUCAGCCCAGAGAACUGGAAAAGGGAAGUCCAACAGUGAAGAUAUAGAUGAUCUUAGAAGCCAACUCAGACAAGCUGAAGAACUGGCUAACGACUUGAAGGAGCGACUCAAGACAACCACUAGUAAUGUGGAACAGUACCGAGCUAUGGUUCUGAGUCUGGAGGAAUCCCUUAAUAAGGAAAAACAGGUGACGGAAGAGGUCCGUAAGAAUAUUGAAGCCCGUUUAAAGGAUUCAGCCGAGUAUCAGGCACAGCUCGAAAAGAAGCUGAUGGAAGCUGAAAAGGAAAAACAAGAACUUCAAGAUGAUAAGCGAAAAGCUGUCGAGAGCAUGGAGCAACAGUUGGCGGAGUUAAAGAAAAGCCUCACUAAUGUUCAAAACGAAGUCCAAGAAGCUCUCCAGAGAGCAAGCGCAGCCUUAAGUAAUGAACAGCAAGCCAGGCGUGACUGUCAGGAACAAGCUAAAAUAGCUAUAGAAGCCCAGAAUAAGUACGAACGGGAAUUGAUGCUCCACGCGGCUGACGUUGAGGCCUUACAGGCUGCCAAAGAACAGGUCGGGAGGAACUCUGCCGUCCGACAGCAGUUGGAAGAAGUAGCCCAGAAAGCGGAAGCACAGUUGCUGGAGUGUAAAGCCUCUUGGGAGGAAAGGGAAAGAAUGUCAAAGGAUGAAGUUUCCAAGCAUGCGUCUCGCUGUGAGGAUUUAGAGAAACAAAACAGACUGUUGCAUGAGCAGAUUGAAAAAUUAAGUGACAAGAUGGUGACGUCUAUCAAAGAAGGUGUUCAGGGUCCAUUAAACGUUUCUCUCAAUGAAGAAGGAAAGUCUCAGGAGCAAAUCCUAGAAAUUCUCAGGUUCAUACGGCGAGAGAAGGAGAUUGCAGAAACCAGAUUUGAGGUAGCUCAGGUUGAGAGUUUACGUUACCGGCAACGGGUGGAGCUCCUGGAAAGGGAGAUUCAAGAACUCCAAGAUAGUCUGACUGCAGAGAGAGAGAAGGUCCAGGUGACCGCAAAGACAAUGGCUCAGCAUGAAGAACUAAUGAAGAAAACGGAAACCAUGAAUGUAGUUAUCGAGACCAAUAAAAUGCUGAGGGAAGAGAAGGAGAGACUGGAGCAAGAAUUGCAACAAAUGCAAGCCAGGGUUCGAAAACUAGAACUAGAUAUCCUACCCUUGCAAGAAUCAAAUGCCGAGCUGAGUGAGAAAAGUGGAAUGCUGCAGGCAGAGAAGAAAUUGCUAGAAGAGGAUGUCAAACGCUGGAAAGUGCGGACUCAGCAUCUAGUGAGUCAGCAGAAGGAUACAGAUCUUGAAGAAUGUCGCAAGCUGCUUUCAGAAAAGGAGGUCAACACCAAGCGCAUUCAACAGAUGACGGAAGAAACCGGCCGACUCAAAGCUGAAAUCGCAAGAUCAAAUGCGUCUCUGACCACUAGCCAGAACCUAAUCCAAAACCUAAGGGAAGAACUAAGUAAAAUACGAACCGAAAAGGAAACCCUUCAGAAGGACUUAGAUGCUAAAGUAGCCGAUAUACAAGAGAAAGUCAAAACCAUCACCCAAGUCAAGAAAAUCGGCCGCCGAUACAAGACUCAGUAUGAAGAGCUUAAGGCACAGCAUGAUAAGGUAGCCGAAAGUUCAGCUCAGUCUUCAGGAGAACAGCAAGAACAGCAGGCUUCCAUUCAAGAAAUGCAAGAGCUCAAAGAAACCCUCAACCAAGCUGAAAUGAAAACAAAAUCACUAGAGGGCCAAACAGAGAAUUUACAGAAGACGUUAUCUGAAAAGGAGAGUGAAGCUAAAGGCCUGCAAGAACAGAUAACCCAGCUGCAGUCUGAACUUUCCCGUCUUCAUCAAGAUCUGCAAGAUAGAACUGCCCUGGAGGAACAGCUCCGCCAGCAGAUAACUGAAAAGGAAGAGAAGACCAGAAAGGCUCUAGUAGCUGCCAAACAGAAAAUUGCUCAUAUAGCAGGUGUGAAAGAUCAACUGACUAAAGAAAAUGAGGAGCUUAAACAAAGGAAUGGGGCAUUGGAUCAGCAGAAGGAUGAGUUGGAUGUACGUAUGACUGCUCUAAAAUCACAGUAUGAAAGUCGCAUAAGCCGCCUGGAAAGAGAGCUUAGAGAACAGCAAGAGAGGCACCACGAACAACGAGAUGAGCCUCAGGAGUCCACAAGUAAGGUCCCUGAACAGCAGAGACAGAUCUCACUGAAAACCACUCCAGCUUCCGGGGAAAGAGGAAUUGCCAGCGCUUCCGAUCCACCGACAGCCAAUAUCAAGCCGACUCCCGUCGUGUCCACUCCGAGCAAAGUGACCGCCGCUGCCAUAGCUGGAAAUAAAUCAACGCCUCGAGCUAGUAUCCGUCCAAUGGUUACGCCGGCGACGGUUACCAAUCCGACCACCACCCCUACGGCUACCGUGAUGCCUACGACACAGGUGGAGACUCAAGAAGCUAUCCAGUCAGAAGGACCUGUGGAGCACGUUCCGGUCUUCGGAAGUACAAGCGGAUCGGUCCGUUCCACCAGUCCGAAUGUCCAGCCCCCCAUCUCUCAGCCCAUCUUGACAGUUCAGCAGCAGACCCAAGCCACGGCUUUUGUGCAGCCCACUCAGCAGAGUCUUCCUCAGAUGGAGCCGGCCAACCAAGAACUCUCCCCCAGCAUUGUGGAGGUGGUACAGAGCUCACCAAUCGAGAGGCCCUCCACUUCCACCGCCGUAUUCGGCACAGUUUCAGCCACCCCAAGUUCUUCGUUGCCGAAGCGCGCCCGAGAGGAGGAAGAUGAGAGCGCAAUUGAAAACUCAGACCAGGUCUCCGAGGAGACAGUGGAUCUGCCUCUCCCGAAGAAAUUGAAAAGCGUGCCUCCUGUGGGAACUGAGGAGGACGUUAUGGCGGAAGAAAGCACUGAUGGGGAAGUAGAGACUCAAACCUUCAAUCAAGAUUCCCAAGAUUCCAUUGGAGAAGGAAUCUCCCAGGGAGACUAUACACCCAUGGAGGACACUGAAGAAAACUCUCAAUCUCUACCAUUGGAUCUUGGGCCUCAGUCAGAGCAGCAGACCACUACGUCGUCCCAAGACGGCCAGCCCAAAGGAGAUGAUGUUAUUGUAAUCGACAGUGAUGACGAAGAUGAUGACGAUGAGGAAAACGACGGCGAGCAAGAGGAUUAUGAAGAUGAGGAGGAAGAUGAAGAUGAUGACGACGAAGACACAGGAAUGGGAGAUGAAGGUGAAGAUAGUAAUGAAGGAACUGGUAGCGCUGAUGGCAAUGAUGGAUAUGAAGCUGAUGAUGCUGAGGGCGGCGAUGGUACUGAUCCCGGUACAGAAACGGAGGAAAGCCUGGGUGGUGGAGAAAGCAAUCAGAGGGCUGCAGAUUCUCAAAACAGUGGUGAAGGAAGUGCAGGUGUUGCCGAGUCUUCUUUCUCCCACGAGCAGCAGCCGUCGUCAGCAUCGGAAAGACAGGCUCCUCGAGCACCUCAGUCACCCCGCAGACCCCCACACCCGCUCCCUCCAAGGCUCACUAUCCACGCUCCACCCCAAGAGCUGGGACCACCCGUGCAGAGAAUCCAGAUGCCAAGGCGGCAGUCAGUGGGGCGUGGACUUCAAUUGACCCCUGGAAUCGGUGGCAUGCAGCAACAUUUUUUUGACGACGAGGACAGAACCGUUCCAAGCACUCCGACUCUUGUGGUGCCGCAUCGAACAGAUGGUUUUGCAGAAGCAAUUCAUUCACCUCAAGUGGCCGGUGUUCCUCGGUUCCGAUUUGGUCCCCCCGAAGACAUGCCACAGACAAGCUCCAGCCACUCGGACCUUGGCCAGCUGGCAUCUCAAGGAGGUUUAGGAAUGUAUGAAACACCUCUCUUCCUUGCUCACGAAGAAGAAUCCGGUGGCCGUAGUGUCCCGACGACUCCUCUCCAAGUAGCAGCUCCGGUGACAGUUUUUACUGAAAGCACUACCUCUGAUGCUUCAGAACACGCCUCUCAGUCUGUUCCGAUGGUGACGACGUCGACCGGCAAUUUAUCAACCACUGCUGAAUCAGGAGGAGGGGAUGACGGAGAUGAGGUGUUUGUGGAGGCAGAAUCCGAAGGGAUCAGUUCUGAAGCUGGCCUAGAAAUCGAUAGUCAACACGAGGAAGAACCGGUGCAGGCGUCUGAUGAGUCGGAUCUGCCUUCCACCAGCCAAGAUCCUCCGUCCAGUUCGUCAGCAGAUACCAGCACCAGUCAACCGAAGCCUUUCAGGCGAGUCAGGCUUCAGCCACAGACACUGAGAACAGGGGUCCGGGGUCGUCAGUUUAACCGUCAGAGAGGUGUUACCCAUGCAAUGGGAGGCAGAGGUGGACUAAACAGAGGGAAUAUUAGUUAAAAGUCCUGUAAAAUAAUCUCCGGAGCUGUGAAUACAAGUGGCGGAUCGGCUUUCUUUUAGAGUAAUCUACUGCUGCGCGUCAAAGCAUUUUAUACUUAAAUCGGUAUGCAAACAUUUCAACCCCUUUAUUAAUAAAAUUAGACUCGUUAGUGAAAA
This is a messenger RNA of Ornithorhynchus anatinus (platypus), 7257 nucleotides long. It is a transcript of the gene TPR, whose product is annotated as translocated promoter region, nuclear basket protein. The transcript has 51 exons. Lineage: Eukaryota; Metazoa; Chordata; Mammalia; Monotremata; Ornithorhynchidae. The record is from RefSeq and is a predicted model, not a curated record. The coding region runs from base 22 to 7101 and encodes 2359 amino acids. Gene Ontology annotation, cellular component: nuclear pore. Gene Ontology annotation, molecular function: structural constituent of nuclear pore. Gene Ontology annotation, biological process: mRNA export from nucleus; protein import into nucleus.